AUGCUAUACGCAUUCCAGAUACUUGAUAUACUUGGAAAAGGGGCAUUUGGGGCCGUUUUUCGUGUUCGUCGACUAGAAGAUAGAAAAGAAUUGGCAAUGAAAUGUGAAUCAUGCAGAACACAGAGAAAAAUAUUAAAACAUGAAGCUAAAGUAUUCGAAAGUUUAAAGCAGUUGGAAUCACCACAUUUUCUUCACCUGCUAGAUCGGGGCAAAGUAUCGGGACGUUUCAAUUUUAUCGUUAUUAAAUUGGUUGGCAAGAAUUUGUGGGAUUUACGUAUAGAAAAUCCGUUUCGUCGAUUUUCGUUAGUAACGUCACUACGAGCUGCUGAACAGACACUAGCUGGAAUUCGAGAUUUACAUAUUUGUGGCUUCAUUCAUCGCGAUAUUAAGCCUCCUAACUUCGCAGUAGGUCGGGAGGAAGACGGUGAUCAACACAUAAUCUACAUAUUUGAUUUUGGAUUGAGUCGGCAAUACAGAAGUUUUGGGAAAGACUUGCGAUAUCAACGAGCUAAAGCUGCUUUUAGAGGGACAACACGAUACGCAAGCAUAGCCGCACUAGAACUAGUCAGUCCUCCAAAAGUUUUUAUGUAUGGUUCACCGCCUAGGCACCUGGCAUGGGGGUUUCAGAAAGAUCAAAGCCGUAAAGACGAUGUUGAAUCGUGGUGGUAUAUGGUCGUUGAAUGGACUAUAGGGCAUUUACCAUGGCAUCACUGCAAGGGAGGAGAAAGGGAGAGUGUAAGAAAACAGAAAUUACAGCUACGUGAACGUUCAAAUCUUGAGAGGGUACUCAAGAAUGCUCCAGUGGAAUAUAUGUCUAAUAUUAUUCUCUAUAUUGAUACCUUGUCCUACGCAUCCAUCCCAGAUUAUGACCACAUCGCAGCACAGCUUGAAGCGUCCAUGGAGGCAUAUAAUUUGAAAUAUGCCGAUCCACCUGAAUGGGAUACACUGUCUGCGUAUCUGGGACCAAAAUAUGAGAAGAACAUGCCAUAUGAAUUGAAAUGUAGAAUUUUUUUUCCCAUUUCUUUUUCUUGA
Molecule: messenger RNA, 1032 nt
Organism: Strongylus vulgaris
Lineage: Eukaryota; Metazoa; Nematoda; Chromadorea; Rhabditida; Strongylidae
Source: the annotation of a GenBank genome assembly